GAUCAAUAGUUACAGAUGGAUUGUUUGGGGUUAGUUGUUCUCCUGGCUGCUAUUGCAGUAGCCGAAAUAGAGGCCUUCAACUGCACACUUCCAUUGACUCGGGUCGGCGAAAAACAAUACUAUGUGGAGAGCAAGGACAAGUUAACCUGGUACGAUGCCAAUGAGCGCUGCAUCCGAGCGGGACUCCAACUGGCCACCGUGGACUCCGAGUACAAGUUCAACGAGCUGGUCGACUUUCUAUCCACCAUGGGCUACCGGGGCGAUUGGGUGUGGGUGGGUGCCAUUGGGCGCCAGGGCAGUUGGCUGCAGUUCGGACCCGCCCGUCCGCUGCCCUACGCCAAGUGGUACGUUGGCCAGCCGGAUAAUUUGAACAGCGAGAACUGCAUGAAUCUUUACCGCAUCGGGGAGCCUUGGUUCAUGAACGAUUACGUCUGCCGCUACAAGCUAUCGUACAUUUGCGAAUACGACAACACCAGGAUAUACACAAAUUAGACAAAUAUGCAAGGGACGAUCGAUACAUAUAAGCUAAAAAAUAAAAAGGCCAAUUAACCUGUACAUUAUAUUCAUAUUUAAUAAAAUUUUUGGUUUUGUUAUAUUAACUCUUAUUAUUAGUAUUAUGUUUUUAAGAAAUUUUUGUUAACAAGUGUUAUAAUGAAUAUGAAUUAAAGGAACCAAAAUAAAUACAUUUUAAUUUACUAA
Molecule: messenger RNA, 699 nt
Organism: Drosophila takahashii
Lineage: Eukaryota; Metazoa; Arthropoda; Insecta; Diptera; Drosophilidae
Product: C-type lectin domain family 4 member D-like
Molecular function (GO): signaling receptor activity
Source: RefSeq, a predicted model, not a curated record